UAAGGGCCGCCGGUGCGGGGCGAGGCCGGAGUGGGUUCGGCUUGGCGCGGGAUCUCGGAUCCGGAGCGGCAUCCGGAGCGGCCUCUGGCGCCCUGUCUGGGAUCCGGGGCGGGAUCCGGAGCGGGAUCCGGAGCGGGAGCCAUGGCGUCGUCCAGGCCUGCGGGGCCGCUGCUGCUGCUCGUGCUGCUGGCGGGCGCGGCGCAGGCCGGCCUCUACUUCCGUCCGGGCCAGACCUGCUACCGGCCCCUGCGGGGGGACCAGCUGGCGCAGCUGGGGCGCAGGACAUACCCACGGCCUUAUGAGUACCUGUCCCCAUCGGAUCUGCCCAAGAGCUGGGACUGGCGCAAUGUGAAUGGUGUCAACUACGCCAGCAUCACCAGGAACCAGCACAUCCCUCGGUACUGCGGCUCCUGCUGGGCCCACGGCAGCACCAGCGCCAUGGCAGAUCGGAUCAACAUCAAGAGGAAGGGUGCGUGGCCCUCCACCCUGCUGUCAGUGCAGCACGUCCUCGACUGUGGACAUGCCGGCUCCUGCGAGGGCGGCAACGACCUGCCGGUGUGGGAGUACGCCCACUGGCACGGCAUCCCCGACGAGACCUGCAACAACUACCAGGCCAAGGACCAGGAGUGUGACAAGUUUAACCAAUGUGGGACAUGCACUGAAUUCAAAGAGUGCCACGCCAUCCGGAACUACACCCUCUGGAGAGUGGGCGACUACGGCUCCCUGUCCGGGAGGGAGAAGAUGAUGGCGGAAAUCUAUGCCAACGGCCCCAUCAGCUGCGGUAUAAUGGCAACAGAAAGGAUGGCUAACUACACAGGGGGCGUCUAUGCCGAAUACCACGACGACGCCUACAUAAACCAUAUCAUCUCCGUGGUCGGGUGGGGUGUCAGCGAUGGGACUGAGUACUGGAUUGUCCGGAAUUCAUGGGGUGAACCAUGGGGCGAGAGAGGAUGGAUGCGGAUAGUGACCAGCACCUACAAGGAUGGGAAGGGCGCCAGUUACAACCUUGCUAUUGAGGAGUCCUGUACAUUUGGGGACCCCAUCGUUUAAGGUGAUGUCUCUGGAACAGCAGUGUUUUAAGAAGUGGUAUCAUGAACCCUGACCAGAAGGGCCCUAGGGUUACGGGUACCAGACUGGCGACACUGGAUGGCUGGGAUGGCU
Molecule: messenger RNA, 1161 nt
Organism: Propithecus coquereli (Coquerel's sifaka)
Lineage: Eukaryota; Metazoa; Chordata; Mammalia; Primates; Indriidae
Gene: CTSZ
Product: cathepsin Z
Exons: 6
Coding region: 142-1050 (302 amino acids)
Cellular component (GO): lysosome
Molecular function (GO): cysteine-type endopeptidase activity
Source: RefSeq, a predicted model, not a curated record